Molecule: messenger RNA, 1305 nt
Organism: Rotaria sordida
Lineage: Eukaryota; Metazoa; Rotifera; Eurotatoria; Philodinida; Philodinidae
Source: the annotation of a GenBank genome assembly
AUGUGGUUUAUUUUAUUAUUUAUAAUCGAUUUUAUCGUUGCAAAACCGAUUUAUUAUGAUAGUGCACUUGGUUAUAAAUGUGAAAGAAAUGAACAUUGCGGUGGUCUUGUACCAAAUUCAAUGUGUUUUAAUAAUAAAUGUAUAUGUCAAGUUGGAUAUAAAUCUGAUGGCAUUUUUCGAUGUGUAUCUGAAAUACGUCAUCGUCGACAAAUUAAUUUUGGAGUUCAAAUGUUAGGUGAAGAAUGUGAAUCAAAUGAUGAAUGUCGUCGAACACCAGUUGAUGGAACAAAAGUAUGUUUAUUAAAUCGAUGUCAAUGUUCAUCUGGUCAUGUACCAAUUGAUGCUUAUCGAUGUAUUCGAGAUUUUGAACAAUUAUCAUCAAAUACACGAGUAAUAAAAACAUCUGAAAUAGAAGAACCUCCUGGUUAUGGUUCAAGUUGUUUGACAAAUAAGAAUUGUCAACAUUCAACUGUUCAACUUGAAUGUUUUCGUGGAACAUGUGUUUGUUUAGAAGGUUAUGUUCCAUUGGGAAAAUAUUUAUGUUAUAAUAUUCGUGGACAAGGUGCACCAAUCAUAGAAAGUUCAACUCUCACUUCUACGCUUUCUACAAUAACAUCAACAUUCAAUUUACCAAAUAAUGAAAUUGUUAAAUCUUUAGGUAAAUUAGGUAAUACAUGUACAAGUGAUUAUUAUUGUCGACGAUCAGUAUCUCAAUCACAUUGUUAUAAUGGAAAAUGUUCAUGUAUUAAUGGUUAUAUAUCAGUGGAUUCUUAUACUUGUAUUGAAGAUACAAAUGCAGAUUUAACAGUAAACUCUGUUGGUUAUAAAAGUCUAUUAGGUGGAAAAUGUAAAACAAAUCAGAAUUGUCAUACAUCAGAUGCAAGAUGUUUAAAUAGUAUUUGUAUUUGUCCAAAAGGUUAUUUUCCUAUUGAUAGUUGGAAUUGUUUAAAAGAUUCAGAUGUAUCUAAUGAAGAAUUAAUUCAAACGACAACAAAAGCUUCCACGACCACGACAAGAGCAACAACAAUAACAACAACAACAACAACAACAACAACAACAACAACAACUACUGGUUUUCUUUGGUGGCCAUGGUCACCAUCAUCAACAACACAACAAUCAUUAAUUAAUUUAAAAAAUACAUUUCCUUUUCGUUGUUUACUUAAUCGACAAUGUAUUAGUAUGGAUAGAAAUUCUCAUUGUGCAUCAUUUGGACGAUGUGUAUGUAAUAUUGGUUUUAAAUUAGAAAUGACUAGUACAGGACAACAAUGUGUUCGAAAAAUAAUCAAUAACGAUGACUGUGACUAG